UUUCCCGGUGGGCACACACGCACGUUACCUCCAGAUCCCCACUGUCACAGGAGAGUUCCGCAGCUGCCAGUCUCAUCCGUAGCCCCUGGGGACCUGUGCGAGAAUUAUUUCUGGGACGAGUGCCCAGGAGUUGGGUCUUGGACUCACAUGCUGUAUGUGUGCUUAAUUGAAGCUUGAUUUUCCGACUGGGGACAGCACACGACAGUUCUCAUCUCUCUGUGUCCCCACCAACAUUUGGUGUGCACUAAAUUUUAAAUUCCGGUCAUUCUGAUCGCUGAGAGUGCGUUUUACUGUUGCUCUAAUUUUCAUACCUUAGAUUCCCAGGGAGUUGAAGCAUCUCCUCACGUGGUUGUACCCGAUUGGACAUUCCCUUCUGAGAACUGUCUUUUUGUGUCUUUUAUCUACUCUUCUCUUUCUUUUUAUGUGCUAGGAAUUAAUCCCUGGCCAGCUUUAGAUUCUGCAGUAAUUAAGUCCCAGUUUCUAAUUUCUCUAAUUACUUACCCAUCAUUUAUUUUUCUCAAACAAAACUUCUUACUAUUUAACGUAGGCAAAUCUGACCGUUUUUCACCUCAUAUGGAGUGCUUUUAGGAUCUUUUUUAUGAAACGCGUCCCCGCCCAGAAUAAGGAAAUGGGAUCCCAGUGUUGUUGCCCAAGGUCACGCUGUCAGGUGGCAGCAGAAUUUGGAAUUACGAAUAGGUCACCUUGAAGAAACGGAAUCAUGGUGUUCGCCACACUCUCAAGGCAAUCGGGAGCUGAUUGCGCUCUAACGGUUCCAUCAGGUUCACUCAGAGAUCUCUCAGAAACCGCAGUGUGCAGCAUCCAGUCAUCAAAUUUCACAGCAUUUCCUUUUCUGCCUGAAAUUCUCGCAAUGUGUCUCUAAUCCCAUCAUAACCAGCCGGGCUGUGACCACAGUUCUGGCCUUGACUGAGCUCAUCCCUGCUCGUCCUCAAGGUCACCAGCUGCACUGAAUAACCCUGAACACCAGUCCUUCCUCCGUGGGGUCUCUGCCUUUUCCAGGAAAGCACAGGGCAGAGGUCAGAGGUCUGCGUCUCCUCCGAGCCCGGGAGGUCAAGCCGCUCUCUCCCGUGAGCUCAGGGGUUCAGCUCUGUCUCACAGUGUUGGGGGUGUGGGGAGGCCAGCGCGGAUGGUGGGGAAGUGGAGCUCGGGGCCCCUCCUCCAAUGUCACCUAAACAAGCUUGGCCUUUGCCUCUGUUUGCCGUGUGUGUUGGGUAACGUGUAAGGUUUACUUGAAAAACACUUUUACUGCUAAAACGGGGGGUGGGCAUGGUGCUGCCUUGGAGAACCAGACUACUUUUUAUAAGCUGAUAUAUUUUCAUCUCCUUGUUUAUAUUUAUAUCAUGCGUUACAUUUUGAUAAACACUUUUACAUUAUCUGCAUUCAUAAAACCUUGUAGGCAGGCAUAAUUUAACGGCUGCGGCAAAAUUUGCCCCACAUCAAAGCCCGGUAUUGCAGGCUCCAGCAGGCGGGCUGAAGGGCCGUGUGUCAAGAGAUGGUAGAUCGUUAUCGGUCUCGGCUGGAACUAGAUGAUCCCUGGUCUCCUCAUUCGUGCAAAGAUGCUAUGCCUGGAAAUGGUUAGAAAGAAAGUAAAAUUGAAAGAACAACCUGCACUGAGCCUCUUGUCUUUUGGGAGGAAGGAGGGACCUCACACAUGCAUCAAAUGCCUGCCCCCGUCCCUGUGUGAGGGGCCUCGUUUUACUUCAUCUUUACAGCCACUCGGGGAGGGAGGCGUUAUUACGUCCGUUCCAAAGGUGAUGAACCGGAGCCGUGGAAGGAUGAGUGCAGAAGCUCAGAUCCCAGAGCUUUCCCACUUGUCUGGCUCCAAAACCAGGCUCGUCCCACCGUGUCAGGACGCCACCAAGCAAACGCUGCAUCGUCUUUCAUACAUUCGCCUCCCAGAGCUUCCCGGGGCCGUUGUUACUCUGGGGAGGAAAGUCCUCGUCAGUAUUCUUUCCCACGCUGGACCACACAUUGGUGCCUUGGCCCUUCCCCGCCUUCCCGCACCCUCGGUCCUUACCUCCUGCUUUCGGGUCGGGCCACAUCAUCUGUCACUUGCCGUGACUCGGCUGUGGGCAUCUUUCUUGAUUUGAUUUCUUGGUUUCCCAACAAGAGCCCAUGCUCUUUGGGGGGGCGGUGCCUCAAGAAAGGAAGAUUGGAAAACAGCACUCCGGUCUUAUGGCUCCACAAACUGUUGAUCCAACUUGGCUUUUCCUCUUUGCUCAUGCAUUCUCUCUAGCCACAGGCUGGGGAGGUAGGCAUGAUCACAAAGGUCCUUUCUGCUCUCGGAGGGCACACCUCUGAGACACACACAGGGGCUUUCUUUCUCCCUUGUCUGAUGGAUUGAGUCACUGCGCCAUGCUGUCAGGAACUUCCGUGGCACCUGUCUCGAACAGACGGCGAGGUGCUGUGGAGGUAGAUACUUGGACAAAUCUUGAAUUUGAGAAGCUUUCCCAACUUAACAAGGAUCUACAAAGUAAGCUAUAGCAGAAGGUAGAUGGGGAUACCUGCCAUAAGUGUGAAGAAAAACAAAGAGGAAACUAAUGUUUAUUAAGUACCUACUAUGUGUCAGAAGUGCCUAAUAUGUGUCAGGGUUUACUCUCGUAUUUUAGGUACUUUUAUUUACAUUUUCUGAUUGGAUAAGCCUAACUGUGUUUCGAAGUAUUAUGCCCACUUUACAGAGGAGGAAAUUAAGGCUCAGAGAUGAUGCCAGGUACCACAGAUCUCCUUGUCUCUAAAGCUCAUGUAUUUCCACUCUACAUUGUUAAAGAACCUGAGGAAAUGUAUCAAAAUACUAAAGUGGGAAAGCAUAUGACCCAUUUAGUUACUAUCCAGUGUUCCAGUUUUCUCUCACCUUCAUUUACCUCUUUCCUUCUGUCUAUUAUGGGUACAUGCACACCCCAGAACGUCCUUAGGGUUUGUCCCUUACCGGCACUAACUGUUAUUAGUACUCUGAUAAUUUCAAAAAUAAAUCCCUUCGGAUGUGGCUCAGGAGCUUUCUCCUGUCUUUCCCCUGUGAUUUACCCAACCCCUGCUCACGUUAAUCUUAGGGAUAAUGAAAUGGGCUGCCUUUACAGGAUGGGUUUCUACUGGUGUGCCAUUUUUUUUGUAAGCAUGAGAGUAAGGGGGCGGGGGGGAAUGGGAUAACUGAAAUGGAACAACAGUAAUAUUUAAAAAAAGAAAGAAUGAUAUAUUAUUACAAGUAAAUUACACUGUGGAAUGGUAUUAAUACUGCAGUUGAAAGCUAGAAUUUGAAAUAAAGAUGGAAAUGUUCAUUUAUUUAAAAAAAGGCAUGAACAUUUUUUAACAAGACACAGGCGUGGCAGGCACCCUUAUUUGUAAUCCAGGACUGUGUGUAUGUGUGUGUGUGUGUGUGUGUGUGUGUGUGUGAGACAAAACUACUAACAAAUGCACCCUUAUGCUUUCUGUAGUGGAUAAGAAUUGUUACAGCUCAGACACGUCUAGCCAGUGUCACAGAGGUUGUUGAAUGUGCCCACGAAGUGACCCAGACUUUACCCCCCGUCCAGUUUAACACUUUGAAUAAAGGCUAGCAGGCUUCACUGCGUUGGAAAAUUGCUGAGUGUCUGCAGCCAUUUGGAUGUACAGAUUUGCCGUGUAGCCUUCCUAGGUGUGCCGUCUAAAGCAAGACUCAUUUAGCUGACGCGCAUUCCCUGCGUGCUGUUUGCCCAACAGUCAUCACUCACGUUGGUUCAUUAGGCGUUGGGUGAUGAGCCAAGCCGCUGUAUUCCCAGCUGGGGCUGGAGCCUGUGUAGUUUGGCACUGAUUUACGACGUGCAGGAGGGAGCAGUUUGCAGAGCCAUCUUAGAAACCCCGUUAGCUGAAGACAAAUACCUGAGAGUUAGCUGAUGGGAGCUCAGGAGGGGGGCUUUUGAGGAAAGGGAGUCAUUUAGAAACACCAAUAUGACUUCCUCCAUUAUCCUGGCUAGGGGAGGGAAAGGUUCUGUGGCAGACGAUGCUUUCGGGUCUGGUUUCUUGGCGUGUACCCCACGGCCGGGUGUGAGGCGUGUGAUUGACGUUGUCACACAACUGCACCAUCUCCCUGUGCUGUGGUUCUCACCAUUUCUAAACGUGUUUACAGAGGCUCCCUGCGUCUCCGUCACCUUCAGACUAAAUGCCUGUGUAUCAGUAAAAUACCUCGCGGUGUUCUUUUGAAAGAUAUUAUGCAAAAGAGCACGCAUUUAUAGCUUUACCUUUCCUCUCCUGAAUGGAUUUUACACUGAAAAAGGUUUUAAGUGUAAUAUCUGACUCGUGUGCUUCCUAUCUCUUGUUUUUCCUUCUCAUCUUGCUCACCUGUUGCACCAUGUUGGUGUGGCAUCCUCUUUGCUCUUUGUGUUCUCUGGGUAGGGCAAUGAGGAAGACAUGCUUUGAUCUUGAAGUUGCACAGAGAAUGCCUCUGCUCCAUUCGGGGCACCGUUCUUUUAGUGGCGUGCCAAAACUUGCACAACACAUUUUUUAUUCUCUCCAGGACAGACUCUUUCUCCCUGUUACCGACAGACAACACUCUGAGGUGCCAUUGACCACUGCUGGCCAGAGACUUUAUCUGUUUCCUAGAGACAAACACCUGCUGUUUAGGGGGUUUAAAUUUUCACUAGCCCAUCCACAUGGCUCAGUUGGUAAGCUACAAGGAUGCCCAGAUUCACCUGGGGAGGGGGGAAAACACAGAGAGAGGAGAGGGCAUGCCCGAGGGCGUGCAGGAGGCAGCACCAGGCAGAGGUGCCAAGUCAAGGAGGCGCUGGGGGUCCGGGCUUCGUCAUUCUUUAGUCUUGGACUUCAUCCUCCCUUCCUCUGCUCAAGGAUCUUACCUUUUCACCGCUUCCUACAACAUGCAGUCCCAAUUCUUCUACUCAGCAGUGUCAGGCUUCCCCAGUUUGAUCUCGACCUGUCUUCCCACGGACCACCUCCCACCCCUCUCCUUAAGGGAAUAAACACAAUAGCCACCAUUUUUAUCUGGUCUCAUAAAAGCUGCUUGACAUUUUUAAAUCUCCUCACCACGUGGCAAUAUCUAGCCGGUAAUCCCCAGUUUACUGGGGAUCUGAGGCUUAGGGGGAUUCAGGCAUCUGCCCCAGGUCACGUAGGUGGAGAAAGCACGAGAGCCAAGAGUCAAACCCGGUUCCACUGGACUCCAGGGCUCGCUGCUUGCCUCUGACCUUCCGCUGAAGCCGGAGUGGUCUUGAAAAAUUGCCCUUCUCUUGAUCUGAAAAGGUUGGAUGAGAGAGGGAGUGGAUCUUAAACUGAUUUUCAGUGUAAAAAUAUGUUUCCUAACUCAAGAGUGGGAUGCUCAGAGAGCACCGACGUGACGUGUGUACUUCUGUGAAGCGAGAAGUU
Messenger RNA from Phyllostomus discolor (pale spear-nosed bat), 5361 nucleotides. RefSeq lists its product as uncharacterized. Bases 4241 to 5182 code for a protein of 313 amino acids. The record is from RefSeq and is a predicted model, not a curated record. The transcript has 2 exons. Lineage: Eukaryota; Metazoa; Chordata; Mammalia; Chiroptera; Phyllostomidae.